Messenger RNA from Andrographis paniculata, 3074 nucleotides. RefSeq names its product respiratory burst oxidase homolog protein C-like. NCBI's taxonomy places the organism in Eukaryota, Viridiplantae, Streptophyta, Magnoliopsida, Lamiales, Acanthaceae. Bases 77 to 2644 code for a protein of 855 amino acids. The record is from RefSeq and is a predicted model, not a curated record. Gene Ontology annotation, molecular function: peroxidase activity; calcium ion binding; NAD(P)H oxidase H2O2-forming activity. The transcript is spliced from 12 exons. Gene Ontology annotation, cellular component: plasma membrane.
AAUUAUUAUAAAUGUAUGCACAGAAAGCUUUUGCAAUAUCAAUCAUUCGCAGGUUUAUUACAUAUCAGUGUCACUAAUGCAGAGCCCCAAUUCCGAGCGCCGCCGCGACUCCGGCGGCGAUGGCGGCACAACGCCGUCGGUAAUCAGGGAGGUGAACAAGGGUAUCGAGGAUGACCGCGUGGAGAUCACUCCCGACUCGGCGGUGGUGCAAAGCGUAGGAGGCGAAGGCGGCCAGGAAGAGGAACCGCCGGCCGGAGCAUGGACGGUCGGAGAAGCUCCGGCGAAACUCCGGCUGAUGAUCUCACGGCGUUGGAGUUCUCUAACCGGCCGCAGCCCUCACCCUGGCAGACUCGAAUCCCCGGCGGCGCGUGCACUUAAGGGACUGAAAUUCAUUUCCAAGACCAGCGACGGCGAGGCCUCCUGGACGGCGGUGGAGAAGAAGUUCGACGAGCUUACCGCCGGCAACAAUGGAGUCCUAACUCGCGCACAAUUUGCUAAAUGCAUUGGUAUGGACGAUGAAUUCGCCGGCGCCCUCUUCGAAUCGCUGGCACGGCGGGCGAACAUCGCCGGCGCCGAUUCCAUAACUAAACCUCACUUUAAAGAAUUCUGGGACCUCAUCGUCGAUCAGAGCUUCGAUUCCCGCCUUCAAAUCUUCUUCGACAUGGUGGAUAAAGAUGCCGAUGGGAGAAUCAGUGAAGACGAAGUGAGAGAGAUUAUCAGUCUGAGUGCAUCCGCAAACAGGCUCUCAAAUAUCCAAAUUCGUGCAGAUGAAUACGCCAGGCUUCUCAUGGAAGAAUUAGACCCCAAAGGCCUCGGCAUCAAGGUGGAGAGUCUGCAGAUGAUUCUACUGCAAGGCCGGAGCGAGUCGUCGGCGGCGAGGUUCGACAAGAAGCGCAACCUGAGCAAGCUUUUAAGCGAGAAGCUGAGGGAGACGGAAGGGGGUGUGGUGUGGCGGAGUUGCAGUAAUUUGGGAUACUUUCUGGCCGACAAUUGGCGGCGCGUGUGGGUGAUGGCGGCGUGGAUCGCCGCCAUGGCCGGCCUCUAUGCUUACAAGUACGUGCAAUACAAGAACAAGGCGGCCGAGUUCGCAGUCAUGGGGCACUGCCUCUGCCUUGCCAAGGGCGCCGCCGAGACGCUCAAGCUCAACAUGGCGCUCAUACUCUUGCCGAUUUGCCGGAAUACGCUCACUUGGCUCCGAAACAAGACCCGCCUCGGCGCUGUCGUGCCCUUCGACGACAAUAUUAAUUUCCACCAAGUGAUUGCUAUCGCGGUUGUAAUCGCAACCGGAAUACACACAAUAAUGCAUCUAGCAUGCGACUACCCGCGGCUUCUCCACGCUAGCCAAGAAAAAUUCAAGCCAAUGGAGCGAGCCUUCAAGCACCGGCCGCGAAACUAUUGGGAUCUUCUAAAGGGAUGCGAAAGCUUGACCGGAAUAGCCAUGGUGGUUCUAAUGGCCAUAGCCUUUCUCUUAGCGAGCCCUCAAUUGAGGCGCAACGAACUAAAACUUUCAAAACUAUUGAAAAAAGUUACCGGCUUCAACGCCUUUUGGUAUUCCCACCAUAUCUUCAUCAUCGUCUACAUUCUCCUCAUCGUCCACGGCAACCAACUUUACUUAACUCACCAAUGGUACAACAAAACGACAUGGAUGUAUUUGGCGAUUCCCAUUACACUCUUCAUUGGAGAAAGAUUGAUCAGGACAUUCAGAUCGAGUGUCGAAGCUGUCCAAAUUCUUAAGGACCCGAUAAUCUACCCUGGAGAUGUAAUAGCACUGCACAUGUCGAAGCCUUCAGGAUUCACAUACAAAAGUGGGCAAUACAUUUUUGUUAAAUGCGCUGCUGUCUCUCCAUUUGAAUGGCAUCCAUUUUCGAUUACUACAGCACCCAAGGAUGAUUAUAUCAGUGUUCAUAUUAGAGUAUGUGGUGAUUGGACCAGACGACUCAGAGCUGUUCUCUCCAAGGAUCGAAGAGCUGAAUCCCAACAAGAAGAUACUUUCAGCUUCCCAAAGGUACUAAUCGACGGGCCGUAUGGCGCGCCGACACAAGACUACAAGGACUACAAUGUCGUGCUACUAACCGGGCUCGGCAUUGGCGCGACGCCGAUGAUCAGCGUGGUUAAGGACAUCAUCAACAACAUCAAAGAAAUAGAUCGGGAAGAGGACGAGGAAAGGAAAGCCGUGGAGGAAGGGAGGAUUCGAGGAUCAUCGAAAUGCAAGAAACACGUGGAGUUCAAGACUCGGCGGGCCUACUUCUAUUGGGUGACCAAGGAGCAAGGCUCGCUCGGGUGGUUCAACGACGUGAUGAACGAGGCCGCGGAAAUGGACCACAAGGGUGUGAUCGAAAUGCACAAUUAUUGCACGAGCGUGUACGAGGAAGGCGACGUGCGCUCCGCCCUCAUCGCCAUGAUUCAGUCGAUAAACCUCGCCAAGACAGGGGUGGACGUGGUGUCCGAGACUCGGGUUAAGUCGCACUUCGCGAGGCCUAAGUGGCGAGAUGUGUUCAAGGAGAUUGCACUUAACCAUCCCAAUUCGACCGUUGGAGUGUUCUAUUGCGGACCACCAAAGCCAGCGAAGCAGCUAAGACAACUUGCCCGAGAUUUCUCCCGGAAAACAACAACCGAGUUCGAGUUCCAUAAGGAAAACUUCUAAUUCUUCGGAAAUAUGGCCCGACAGACGAACACUAGGCGAACCAUGUGUGGCAGAUGACCUCAUACUUACAAAUCCAACGCCUACACUAGCAGGCCAUUCCUUACGGGACUAUAUAUAUAUAUAUUUGUGUGUGUGGUGAUGGUUCCGAUAUUCAAAUUUCGGAUGUUUGUGUAGUCAAUCGUGUGAUUAAUAUGUCCAAUAAUCAAUACUUUCAAUAGUUUCUUAUCUUUUUAUUGCUUCAAAAUUUACGUUCAUGUGAACUAAAGACAAGUUUUAAUAUAUACGAGUGAAUUAAUAAAUUAAAAUAAUAUGUUUAAUGAAUUGAUUUUGUAAUAGCAGUGACUGAUGGUAAGAAAAUGUAGUGUUUGAAAGAUAUGAAAUAAGCCAUGUAUAAAAUUAUUUGUUAUAAAUGAAUUUUUUUUUUUUUUUU